ACGCAGCUAACGGUAGCUUUGUUUAUAUAGCUAGAAACGCUGGGUCAUUGGUUAAUAGCCGUUAGGUCUAUGCGGAACUUUUAAAUCGCCAGCAAUGGUUAUGUUUUAGUUUAGGUGGUUAGCAGCUAUUAUCAGAUAUUAGCAAGUAGCAACAGAAGUGGCUUGCGCAGGACUUGCUAACAAGACAUUAACUGUUUAUAUCAUUUCUCGGUGAUUAGGAAGGUCAGUGAUACCAUGUGGAAGUCACAUGAACGACGAGGAUGAGGCAUAAACAACAAAGAGGCAUCUUGAGGAGAGAGCCGCUGCACAGUGUCCGCCAUAGGGAGGGGGUUUGCUGCUUGUAAAGGCCCUGCACAAGCAGCCCCCUGUGUCCCCCUUUCCUGAACGUAUGCAAUGAACAGCACUACGCAGCCUCCUGCCAUCAUAGAUGGGGAUGUGGCAGUCAGCUAUGUGUUGGUGCCAUUUUUCCUCAUCACCAUCAUUGGAAUAGCUGCAGCAGUGGUUAUGUAUAUUCGAAAGAAAAGGAGAAUUGACAGACUCCGUCACCAGCUGUUACCAGUUUACACAUAUGAUCCUUCAGAGGAACUUAAUGAAGCUGAACAAGAAAUGUUGUGGAGAGAAGAGGACACACGGAUUGUGCAAGGUUGGGCCAGAAGUUAUCAACAGCGACGCCCUCUUCUAGCCAAAGACGUCAAUGCAUGAUAGUAGUAAGCCGUGGCAUCGAACACUGUCGGUGAGAUGGCCUUCAGCCACAGAGAUAAGUCAUCUACGGAGUCAUGCACAAGACAUUUCUUGUUUGUUUUUCUUUCCUACUGUUUGACGUACAUCAGCAUUUUUCUUUUGUAUGUACAGGGUGACUGUUCAUUUGUGAGGUUCUGAUGCCAAUCCUGUGUGCCUAACAGACACAGUACCACAGUAAAGUUAUUUAUUUCACAUUAUUUAUUCAAACUUUGUUUUACUGUGGUAAUCAGUCAAAUCUAAGAAAGGUGGAAUGUAUCUAAAGAUACAGGUUCCUGUUGGUGUACUUUGUUGUUUACAUUUAUAAUGUUGUGGGCGACAUGUGGCAAGCAGUUAUAUUCCUGUGGGUUGCAGUAGGCAUUUGUACUGACAACAAUUUAGAGGCUGUGGUAAGAGUAUGAAUGUUCUGCACUACUUAAAAAUCAACACUCUUUGAGAGGGUUUGUGAUCGUUGCCUGGACCGGUUGUUGUGUAGAAGUCGUUUCUAUUUCAUCAAAAACAAAUAUGGCUUCUUUGAUGAAAUGAACAGUCACAUUUGUUGACAUGAAACACUUCUAUACCACUUCCAAAAAUGUCAAAGCUUUAUACUGAUAAAAUUAGAAUUAAGAUUAAAUAAAAUUAAGUUUGGUGCAACUUUCUGUUUCAUUUCGAGUGAAAAGUUUGAACACGCCCUCUUUGGUUCUAAUUUGCUCACAGAAGUUAACUAGCUGCCUGACGAUCCGGAUCUUUUUGUGGUUUAGCCAAAUCCUAUGACUCUUAUCAAAGGCAUGAAAAGCCAGAUAUGGAAGUAAAUAAAACCAGCCUCCUCUCAUCCCUAAAAUGAGUUGUGACUAGUGCCCUGAAUAUGUCCUGCCUGCAAGGCAUGGCACCAGCACAAACUAACCUCCAGCAGAAGAAUCUGUUCAGAUGAAUGCCAUAGGUCUGACUGUAUCAAGCACUCAGGAAACCUCCCUUUUUUUUCCUUGAUGGAUUGUAACCUUUCCUGACCUUUAUUUGCCUUGCAUUUGUGAAUAUAACCUAAGAACAGUAGAACUAUUAAAUUGUCCCUGGAGGGGAAUAACACCCGGUUCAACGGUCCACAUAUUGUCAUGGACAGAUAAUGCUCAACACUUGUGAUGUUAUCAGGUAUGACAUCUAGAGGUGCUUCAGAAUGAGGACGAGCUUAUACUCAGAUGGUUUCUGUGGUCGACUGUGGAGUCACCCCAGAACAUGCUCCUGUUUCCACCAGUCAUUUUUAUGCCUCACUGUUCAUCUUCAGUGCAUUUAUCUGUAUUUUUUCCCCACAUAAAGAGAAAAAAGUACAGAAUCGGUCAUUCACAGUUUAAACUACAAAUGUCUGACCAUGUGACAUUCAUUUACACUGAUGAACUCUUCACAGAAAUCUCAGAUUUUGGGUUGCACUUGAAAAGUAAAAGAGCCACUGAUAAAUGUUAAAUGUGAAAGGCAGCACUGUUAUCAAGUUUUACUUUCUCAGUUCCGUUCUUCUGUUCUUGCUUUGACAGAAUGGAUAAGGCUGAUUUAAAUGUUUAAGGUGUAAAUAAAGUAAUAUAACUGUC
Messenger RNA from Toxotes jaculatrix (banded archerfish), 2294 nucleotides. It is a transcript of the gene smim29, whose product is annotated as small integral membrane protein 29. The transcript has 5 exons. NCBI's taxonomy places the organism in Eukaryota, Metazoa, Chordata, Actinopteri, Toxotidae. The coding region runs from base 394 to 702 and encodes 102 amino acids. The record is from RefSeq and is a predicted model, not a curated record.